AUGAAGUUGAAACAAUGGCUGGCAACUUGCCUUGUUGCUCCAUGCCUCAUGGUGUCCGCAACUGACCUAAGCAUCUUCGAAGCCAGCAUAGAACAACUCCAAACCGCCCUGUCAACAGGCCAAAUCAACGCGGUCCAACUCGUCGCAAAACACCUCCACCGCAUAUCCCACUACGACCGCCGCGGCCCCCGCCUAGACGCAAUCCCCGUCCUCAACCCCCUCGUCUUCGCCCACGCUCAAGCCUCAGACUCAUAUCGCGCCGCCUCGAAUGGCUCCAUCCGCUCCAAUCUCGAGGGAAUCCCCUGUACCCUCAAAGACAGCUACAUGAUGGCCGGCAUGACCGUGUCCGCCGGCUCGCCGGCCUUCGAAAACCUCACCGCAUCGACCGACGCCUUCACCGUGGGCAAGAUCCGCGACGGGGGCGGAAUCGUGCUCGGGCUGACGAACAUGCCGCCUAUGGCCAACGGCGGCAUGCAACGCGGGCUGUACGGGAGGGCCGAGAGCCCGUAUAACGGCGACUACCUCGCGGCAGCGUACGCCUCGGGGUCGUCCAACGGGGCGGGGUCGUCGACGGCGGCGAGCAUGGGUGUCUUUGCGAUGGGCGAGGAGACGGUGAGCUCUGGGAGGUCUCCCGCUUCUAAUAACGGACUCGUGGCGUAUACGCCGUCGCGCGGUGUGAUUUCGAUUCGCGGGAAUUGGCCGCUUUUCCCCGUCGCUGAUGUCGUUGUGCCCUACGCUCGCAGUGUCGGGGAUAUGUUCAGCAUUCUGAAUGUCAUCGUUGCCGAAGAUCAGGAUAAAACUGCGGACUUCUGGCGCGGACAGCCCUUCGUGGCUCUUCCUUCUGUCGAGGACGUUCGGCCGAGGGGUUCCUACCAUACCUUGGUUAACUCGAGUGCUUUAAGUGGGAAGCGCAUCGGAGUUCCCAAGAUGUAUAUCGGAGAGAGCGAUCCUCAGGCGCAGCCGAUCUGGGUCAGUCCGGCUGUACGAAAGCUAUGGGAGCAAGCCCGCGCUACUCUCGAAUCGCUUGGCGCAAUCGUGGAGGAAGUGGGAUUCCCCCUCGUCACGAACUACGAGACAGCGCCUGAGACUGUUGAUUGGGAUACCGAUUACCCGCUUCCUGCCACCACAGAUGACCCGGAUCUCGCUGGUCCCGGUGAGCUCUGGUCUUACGGCUGGGAUGACUUCCUCCACUACGUCAACGACACCGACACCGUCGCUAGACUUGCAGACGUGGACCCCAAUCUCAUCUUCCCACAACUUCCUAACACACUACCAGAUCGAUACGGCAAUCAAUUCGGCAACAGGAGCGUAUCAAACACCGGCAUCGUCGAGGGCGUGACCUCGAGGAACGGCACGUCGAUAUUCAGCCUCCCGGGGCUCGAAAAGCACUUGAAGGCCCUUGAAGCCCGUCGAGAACGCGACCUCGAGGCCUGGAUGGACGAUCAAGGUCUCGACGCCCUGGUUUGGCCUUCUGCGGGCGAUGUCGGUCGCGCCGAUGCGGAGACCAACGACACGUCUGCCGUUCAUGCGUGGCGGAAUGGAGUGUUCUUCUCAAAUGGGAACUACGCUAUUCGGAGGUUCGGCGUGCCGACUGUCAGUGUUAGUAUGGGCAUGCUGGAGGACAUCGACAUGCCCAUGGGCUUGACGUUUGCAUCGAGAGCAUAUGACGACAAUGCGCUACUGAGCUAUGGAUUCGCGUUUGAGAAGGCGCAUGGGAAGCGCGCGUCCCCGCCGCGAACGCCCGAGUUGGAUUCCGAUGCCAUACCUCGGAGAUGUGCGAGAUCAGUGGCGGGUACGAAGCCCCCUAGGUUGACCGCGGCUGCGAGCAAGCUGAGCGGGAAUAUUGUCGAAGUAUCAGGCACUGUGGAGGGGGAUGAUGCUGGAGGAAUCGAUUCAGUAGAGGUAUUUGUUGAUGGCGUGAGUGCCGGCCACGUUGUUGUCGUGAACGGCGAGUGGAGUGUGCUCUCUGAGAUCACUCCUUAUGAUGAUUCGUUGGGGGAGGUUCCCGUUCGGUUUGUGAACGAGCCGGACCAAACUCUGGCGAUGAUUGUGGCCUUCAAAGUCUUCGACAGGCACGGGAGCGCCGUGAUCGUGAAGUCGCCGGAUUACCCACCCGAGUCCCAAGCACAUGAAUACUACCCCUGUGGCAAACCGUCCGUGUCCGUCGAGGUGCUCCGAUACUUCUACUGCAAUCCGUCCCGCAUCCGCGAUGUGCGAGAGAAUUUCCUCGACAAGAUCCCGAACAAGCUACACAGGAUACUACUCUCGGACCCCGAUUGCAAAGUUUUGGGCCCCGACUGCGCAAGGAACGGCUGGGGCAUCAGAGUCACCGAGGAUCCGGACUGGAAACUCUUGGCCCUCGGCGCGCUAGCCUCUCCGAUGCUCAUCCUAGUAGUGCUCUACUCAACCACGAGGGGCUUUUUGCUGGUUACUGUGUGCGUAGGCACUGUUGUUUGCCUGUUCUCUACGAGCUUGAGAGAUUUGGUCCGCGUCCUGCAGCUCAGAGACCAACAACAUCGAGAUGGACCCAUGCGAAUCACUCAAGCGGCACAACAACAAGCUGAGGGAAGUGAAGGGAGCGGGAAAGGGAGUGGAAGCGAGAGCUCCUCUGAAAAAGACAUCGAGGCGGGGACGACGAAGCCAUCAGGCAAAGAACGAAGCUGCAUCAGUCAGUUCCUGUACCCAUCCAUGCGGAAAGGGAAGGAUGAUGAGGAUGGAGAGCUGAAACGACACCGCCGACCGAUGGAGGAUCCUGAGCUUGAUGGCUUACUCCAGCUCUGUGUCUAUAAUAGUAGCGACGGACUCCCCGAGUUGCGUCAGGAACCUGUCGCCAGGUUCUCGAGCGACUACGAGUUCUUCAUCUGGCUGAAGCGCCUCUGCGGCCGUCCAUCUCCGUGGUCAUGGAGAGGAUUUCUCACCCGGUGCGGGUUGAGGACGGUUAUCGGCAUCAAUUACUGCAAGAUUGAAUUACACCCCAACGACCGCGCUUCAAUUGAUGAUGAGCCGUCAUAUCCACCCUACGCCCUCAGGAGCAGUUACCAGCCGACCCAGGCCGGAGACGACGACUCUUCCGCUCCAAACACCAGCAGUCAGGGCUUCUCUUGGUUCAACCCCGGCGUGCUCGCAGACUUUUACCAUAACCCCUCGCGCCUCUGGAAGGAGCACGGUACGGGUGCGAACAGAUUCUACGUCUUGAAGCGCUUCGUCCGCAAGUUGGACGGCCACCUUCUCUACAACGGAUCCGGAAGCCUGGGUUACGCCAUGGAGGUGCAAGAGGGACCGGAUCUGUUCCGGGUCAUGGUGCUACAGACUGCGAUGAUGUUCGUCGCGAUCAUCGUCGGGAUAAUCUGCGGCGUGGCGACGGGAGACGUCCAGAACGGUUGCGCGAUCGCGGCCUGCUUGGCAUUCUUGUUUAAGGGGAUCAUCCAGCUACUUGAGAAGUCUUGA
Messenger RNA from Colletotrichum karsti, 3447 nucleotides. Its product is annotated as putative amidase protein. The transcript has 4 exons. Bases 1 to 3447 code for a protein of 1148 amino acids. NCBI's taxonomy places the organism in Eukaryota, Fungi, Ascomycota, Sordariomycetes, Glomerellales, Glomerellaceae. The record is from RefSeq and is a predicted model, not a curated record.